AUGGUUUAUACUAUAUGCGCCUUACGCUUGGAUUUCGUGGAAUUACAAGAAAAAUUCGCCGAUGCUGAAACAAUCGUCUACUGGGACGUGGAGGAUUAUUUCCCGGUGACCGGUUUCGUUACGUUCAGUGAGAGAAUCAGAUCAGCUCUUGGUAAAGCCGGUUAUCAUGGUAAAGUGUCGAUUAGGGCUUAUCAUGGUGGUGGUGACAAGAAACCACCGGAGGAGGAGGAGGCUGAGGGAAUCACCUUUGUAUCAAGAGCCACUAAACGUGGUAGAAUGCACAGCAUGUUACUGGACAUGCAACUGUUUGCAACGGACAAUACUAGUCGUGCACCAACGAACUUGAUGGUGAUCACGAAAGGCUUGACGUGGGAUAAGGAUGAAGAGGAAACUCAGCUCGCCAAUUGUCUUACGAUUUUGAAUUCAGAAUGCUACAAUGUUCUCUUGGCAGUUCCUGAUGAUGACUACGAAGAUGAACUGAAAAAGAUGCCUUUUGACUUGAAAUACUCUGCAUGGCUUUGGAAAGACCUAUCUGCUGGAGGAUAUCCUCUAGACCGUGGCAUAAUCGAAGCAUGUCGACGACUACCACUAAUGAAGUACAUAGAGGAAGAUCCUUGUCCUAGCUGUGGAAGAGAAUCUUUUUAUGAAUAUGAAUAA
Molecule: messenger RNA, 657 nt
Organism: Microthlaspi erraticum
Lineage: Eukaryota; Viridiplantae; Streptophyta; Magnoliopsida; Brassicales; Brassicaceae
Source: the annotation of a GenBank genome assembly